CCACAUCCCUCUGUCUAGCUCUCAGUGCGAUGUGAUGUGCGAUAUGCGAUCCAUCCAUCCAUCAGAUGUGUCAGUCAGUCAGGCCCACCGCGCCACUGUCUGGUUAACGGCCAGCAUCUCGUCCCUCAGUGCGAUGUAGCUCUGCUUGGGGCGGUAGGCUGCGUCGAAGAGGAGGGGGUAGUCGGGCCGGAACAUGUCGCGGUUCAGCCACGUCGACUUGUCUACGAUGCCCCACGUCAGGAAAGCCGUGCAGUUGGGCUCCUCCAGACACACACGCAUGAACCGCCGGUACACGUCGGCCUGACAAACACAACACAUACACAGGAGAGCGAUCGGGACUCAAGCGGUUUCGCCCGCCCACCUGUUUCUUCUCAAUCUCCGGGCCCCACUCAUUGUCGUCGCCGCACUUGAUCCAGUUGCCCGUUCCCUCUGGGGCUCCGACAUGCUCCCAGCGGCCGCACGAGACAUCCAGCUCGGUGAACUGCACCUCCAGGCCCAGCGCCCCCAGCCGCCUCAUGUUUGCCCUUAUCCCGUCAAAGAGGUCGUAGUCGUGUGUCACGUGCGACUGGAAGCCCACCUGCAUACGCAGAGCACACGAGCAACUCAUCAAUCAAACAUGGCACCAGCAGAUGAUGGUCAGCGUGGUGUCGUCAGUCACCCCGUCGACGGGAAUGGCGCGCCUCUUCAUGCCUUUCAUCAGGUUGUAGAGGGCGUCCGACUUGCCGGCGCUGUAGCCGUCGGCAGACUCGCACCAGUACUCAUUAUAGAUGAGCUUCAUGGGCGGCAUGGGGGUGUCGUGCAGGGCGUCGGCGGCUUUGGCGGCCUUGGAAGCCGUCACGAAGGCGAGAUCAAUGAACUCGGGGAUGUCUGGGUACCACACGGUGUCGCGCAGCCUGUAGCCGCCCUUCCGCAGUUGGUCGGCGUCCUGAAAGUCGUCAAGGGCUGCACACACACACACACACACACAGAGAAAAGAGAGAGAGAGUGACAAAGGGGUACACAGGAGGGCGGCGGGCGAGUGAGCCUGUGUGUCUGGUCUGCUGCUCACACACACCCUCAUUGACAACGUCCCAAUGGAUGAGAUUGGGGUACUCGGGCGUCCUGAACCGCUCCACCAUCCUCUCAAUAUGCCCCACAAGCUGGUUCCUCUUAUCGGCAGCACUUAGCGUGGGCAGCCACACCCCCACAUUCCCAUAAUUGACGUCCAUGUACCACAGCAGCGUGUGAAACCGCGCCUUCUGCCCGUUGGCCUUGGCAAGCCUGAAGAUCUGCUCGCAGGCGUCAAAGGCAAUGUUGUCGAGGUCGGCGUCCGUCCGGGUCGUCCACCACUUGCACUCUCGCUCGGCCGAGAUGACUCCCAGCUCCUCCUUGACGAUCUGCUGAUAGGCUGCCUCGCCGCCAUAUCGGCACCUGGGGUUGUUCUGGGCGUCGAGGGGCGCCUGGCAAAUGACCGACCCGAAAGCGAUGCCCGCCUUGGCCGCUGCGGCCUUGAGCGACCCCACCCACUGAGAGGAGCUCUCCCCAUUGGCUGCCUGAAUGCCAGUCAGAGCCAAAGUAGUGUUCGUCAGUGGCGAGCUGCCUGAGAGCCAGCAAACAGCACAUCAGAUGGGAUGGGAUGGCGGGGCGUUUUGGCAUCCUCUCACCGCCUGUGUCCACAGUGAGGUUGACGGUGUAGAUUGUCGGUGAGGCGUCCCCGUCCCUCAGCACCGCAGCCUCCAAUGUGUGAUCCCCAUCCAGCAGGAAACUGUGGUCCGACGCCUCCUGCAGCACCCUCAGCGCCCUGCUGGCCUUGGCGGCGCCCUCAAACACACUGCCGUCGCGGGGAAACAGCGAGUACGGCGGGAGGCUGGCCUGGUGGUGGAAGACAUUCUCCCCGGAGGUGUCCGUGACUGUGAAGUCGACGGAGACGAUGGGCGGCAAACCUCUGAUGUGCUCGGGGUCUGGCUGGAAGAGAAUGGUGAUUGGGUCGGGCAGGUUGGCCGGGAGGGGGAAGGGGCUGCUGGUGAGGGGGAGGGCGUUGAGCAGGCGGCCGUUUGUGGCGUCGACGAAGCUGAGGAGGAAGACCUGUUCCUCGGGCGCAAACACACUUUCCUGAGCAUCUGCACACAGACAGACAGACAGACAGACAACGUUGCAGACAGGGGCCGCUGCAACGUUGCUGUCUUGUGACCUGCAAAUAGUUGUGCCACCGCCAGGGACGCGCAGAUAGGCCAAAACAGCUGCAUUGAAUCGUAAAGGUACUUGAAU
This is a messenger RNA of Vitrella brassicaformis, 2247 nucleotides long. Lineage: Eukaryota; Vitrellaceae. The record is from the annotation of a GenBank genome assembly.